Messenger RNA from Tremella mesenterica DSM 1558, 2364 nucleotides. RefSeq lists its product as uncharacterized. The record is from RefSeq and is a predicted model, not a curated record. Gene Ontology annotation, cellular component: nucleus. The coding region runs from base 1 to 2364 and encodes 787 amino acids. The transcript has 10 exons. Lineage: Eukaryota; Fungi; Basidiomycota; Tremellomycetes; Tremellales; Tremellaceae.
AUGGCCGAGUCAGGACAAGAGUCCAACUCGGACAAGAAACAAGGUUUAGAUCAUGUUAAGGGUGGUUUCUAUCGCUAUCCCGACAUCGUCUUUGCCUGGCACAAAGCUCUUAAUCCAUGGCAUGCGAAUGCUGUGAAAGCUUUGGUGAAUAACGUGGCUCUAGUCCAUACCGACCAUCCACUUCGUCUACCUGAUAAUAAAGGUAUUGGUCUGUCCUUCGGGACUGAAAAAGAUGGCAAGAGAAGACUUUAUUUCAGUCAAGCACAAAUCGAAUAUCUACAAUAUUACAUUCAUGAAACUGGUUUGACACAACCCGACAAAUUACUAGAAGUCCUCAAAGAUCAAGCAUCUCAGCGUGAGACUACGGCUCCGAGUACCCCUACAAGUCAGACGUCAUCAACAACGGAAGUUGAACAUCCCACUCUCUCUUCUAAACAGCUUCAUGAUAUAGAUCUAAAAGACGUGGGAAUUGUAUCGGAAUGGGUCCCAUUACCGGAUUGUCUCUGCCUUUCAGAAGAUGUGACAGAUGUGCAAGAAGUUAUUUUUGAUGAUGCGGCAGUACUCAAAAAACAAACAAAUUUGCUUUCCAAACUUAACCGUCAUAUCAAACGAGAACGAUAUAUCAAUGAUCUACCUACGGAAGUCGAUAAAUCGCUAGCGAGAAUAAAGUUCGAUCAAGAAAUCGAGAGGAGUAAUCAAGCUAAUUUGGAAGUGCAAGAAAGGAUACGAUUAGCUAAGGAAGUAGCAAGUGAGGAUAAUAAUACUCCUGGACCGGGACUAUGGAGAGGUCCGAGGAGAGAAAGAACGCAACGGAGUAGACCGGAAGAUGAUAAAGUUUUAUUGGAACAGAUGCAGGCUGAAGAGGUGGAUCAAGGGAAGGUGACGGAGGAAACUGCUCAGGCAUACGCGGAACAAGUUCUAGGUGUACUACAAGAACAGAAAUCGUCCAUUUCUUCGUCCGUCGAUACUUCCGAAGACGACAAUUUUCCAAGACAGAAUCUUCCUCCGGUCGUUCCAGACUCUACUCCUGAGUUUGUAUUCGAGAUGACCGAAAGUCCACCUGUCCACUAUCACCACGCACAACAAGCUUUUAUCCUCGCAUCUCACGGUGGUCUGGCGGCCAUCAUCGCAAAUCCAGAAAUCCCCUCUUCCCGCGACGCGUCAAAUUCCGAGACUUCAACAGCCGUGGAGGUGAUAACUCCUCCUGAAGUAGGUAGAAGUCUCUUUGUGGCUCUCGACUUGGUCAAGUGGGAGGAAGAUGAUAAGACGGUGCUGGAAGUGAGUUACUCGGCUAUUUGGUGGCAAGAGAAUUUGGAGGGAACGGCGACAGAUGCAAAUGCCAAAUUCGAAGAGAAUCGAGAGAGUGGACAUUUCAUUGUUCAAGAUCAUCGUUUGACCAAGAAGAAUCAAGGCUGGUUAAGCGAUUAUAGAGAUAAAUUCGCUUUUGGCCAUUCAUUACCAGUAGCUGAGAAAGAUCUCGCAACUACCAUCAAACAAAAGAUCAUCGAUCUAUCUCAGAAAGCUGGUGGAGGACAUACUUAUAUAUUGGUGAAUUCAUCAGAAUCAGAUCCUAUGGACCUAGCCUCCCUCGGUCUUUCCGUCAACAAAUGGUGGCAGAGUUUCAAACCCCGAGGAAACUUUUAUCCAUCAUACAUGUCCCCUGAAGGGAGCGAUAAGACAUCUUUCAUCGAUCUGGCGGUGUUGUUCGCCAUGUUGGAAUGGGAUCAAUCGGCAGAAGCUGACUCGGCUACAAAAUGGAAAGGUCCGAUGAAGACGGAGAAAUCGCUGGAAGAGAUGGUGGAUGGUGUGUUCGGUAUUGAUGAAGAGAGAUAUCUUGGGAAUGCAGGGAAUGAUUCGGUUUACAAACUCGAAACUUUCCUAGCUUUGAUAACAACUACCGACCUUUCUCCUCUCCGACAACAAGUCCAACAAGCGUCAAAAGCGUUCAAAUCAGAAGAGGAGAAAUUUCGAUUGCUUCAAGCUGCUGCUCAAGGAUUGGUAGAGUUGGUACCUACCAGUCCCCAUCUCAACGACCAGCUCUCUAGUGAACCUACAGAAGAAGAAUCUGUGCCUGAUGGUGAGGUUCAAGGAUGGAACCAGGAUGGAGAGAAGGGAGAGGAAGAGAACCAUCUUGAAGAUUUGCAAGAUGAACAUGUCGAUCAUGUGUCCGAGUUUGAAGAUGAGAAGGUGAAAAAUGGUUUGGCGGAAGAACUCCAAGAGAAGCAGGGAACGACAAAUGUCGCAAGAAAUGAUGAUAAUACCAAGUAUAAUCCCCAGGUAGACGAAGAUUCGGAUGACGAUAAUAUCAAAGGUGUGUAUUUCAAUGAUGAUGAUGGAGAGAUAGUGGAAUGCGCAUGGGAGUGA